AUGACAGCAGCAAACACAUACAAAACGUCCAACAAGGAGAACGUCCCUUAUGCCCAUCUACCGGGCAAAAUAGCUACCACCGGAAUCACGGCCCAGUUUACCAAGUCCACUGCCGCCGCGCCCAAUUUCGCAUCUGGCCAGGAUGUGGGAUACGUUGGCAGCAGUAGCAGCAGCUCGGAGCUCAAGUUCCAGUCGUACGUGAAUGGCAAUGGCAAUGGGGUGUACAAGAUCAUCAAGACACUGGGCAAGGGCAACUUCGCCAAGGUCAAGCUGGCGAUCCAUGUGCCCACCGGUCGGGAGGUGGCCAUCAAGGUGAUCGACAAGACCCAACUAAAUACAAGUGCCCGCCAGAAGCUCUAUCGAGAGGUGGAGAUCAUGAAGCAGCUGAACCACCCGAAUAUUGUGCGCCUCUUCCAGGUGAUCGAGUCGGAAAGGACCCUCUACCUGGUGAUGGAGUACGCCAGCAGGGGCGAGCUCUUCGAUCACCUGGUCAAGAACGGAAGGAUGCGAGAGCCGGAGGCCCGGGUGCUCUUCCGCCAGUUGGUAUCCGCCAUCCAGUACUGUCACAGCAAGCAAAUUGUGCAUCGUGAUCUGAAGGCGGAGAACCUACUACUCGACCAGAAUAUGAACAUGAAGAUCGCCGACUUUGGCUUCAGCAAUAACUUCGAUCUGAAUGCCCAGUUAGAGACGUUCUGCGGAAGUCCACCGUAUGCAGCCCCCGAACUCUUCAAAGGCAGGAAGUACUCCGGUCCGGAGGUGGACUCGUGGUCAUUAGGAGUGGUGCUAUAUACCCUGGUUAGUGGUUCCCUACCUUUCGAUGGCGGUACUCUGAAUAAGCUUCGUGAACGAGUCCUUCGUGGCAAGUACCGUGUGCCCUACUACGUUUCCAUGGACUGCGAAAUGCUGAUGAGGAAGUUUUUGGUUCUGAAUCCCUCCAAGCGCACUACCUUAUCGGCAGUCAUGUCGGAUAAGUGGAUUAAUCUGGGUCACAGUGAAGGCGACAAGUUGCGCCCGUUUCUGGAGAAGCCCAUGGAUCUACAGGAUGACGCUCGUCUGGACUUUUUGGUGAGCAUGGGCCACAAGCUUCUGGAUGUGGAGCAGUCGUUAAAGAAGCAGCAGUUCGACGACAUCUACUGCACAUAUAUGCUCCUGGGAGUGGCCAAACUGCGCUCUUCAAACCGCAACCCUUCGGGAGAUAAGCCGAUUUUUUCCCCAGUCAGCAGUAGGAUUAAAACUACGACUGUCACCAUAGCUCAAGUAAAGCUCGCAUUGGACAAGAAUCCACCGACCAACUCUAAAGCAGCUGCGGGUCACCCCAUAGCUCCUCGUUUGGCGAAUGUCUUAAAAACGCCCACUGCCACGCCUUCUUCGGGAUUGCAGGCCAAAUUUAUCCGCCGCACGCCAGUAAACAAGGACAACAACCCUUUGGGCGGCCAAGGAAACUUGAGCCAUCCGCAAGCAACGCAGCCCAAAAGUGCCCAGCGACAAGUGGCUUUUGCCCAAACCAAAAAGGUUUCCAGUAUCCCACAACGCUUUCAGGUCACCAGUUUGCAGACUCCAAACCAAACUCCGGUAUCCACAAGACGACCCACGAACCUUUACGAAAAGACGGAGUCGGCGGCCACAUCGCCGACCAACUUCCAAUCCCCAUUGUUAUCCGCUAAUGUCAAAAAACACACCUCCCGAACAGGAUUCUUCUCCAAGUUGUCCGAACGCUUAGGCAUAAGAAUGUCGAACGAGAAGGUUGUCGCUGAUCAUCGCCUGAACUCCACCAAAUAGAGGAGAGCAAAUGAAACAAUCAAGUGAUACAGCUGAGCACUCCCGAACGGACAAUUGGCAUUGUGUCCAGUUGGUAUUUUUAUUGAAAACGACUAAAAUUUAGUAUAACAAAUAAAUGUUGAUUUUAUUGAUAUGUGUUACGAGCUGAGGUGAUCGUUCUGAACUGAUCUUGAAACUUGACUGUCAAAAACCAUUAAAAUAAAUUAAGACGAUCGCUUUAUCUUUUUACCCAAUUCCUUUUAUAUAUUAGAAUAAAAUAUACCAAUAAAUUUUGAUAAGUAUAAAUGUAAA
Molecule: messenger RNA, 2070 nt
Organism: Drosophila rhopaloa
Lineage: Eukaryota; Metazoa; Arthropoda; Insecta; Diptera; Drosophilidae
Product: MAP/microtubule affinity-regulating kinase 3-like
Exons: 1
Coding region: 1-1779 (592 amino acids)
Biological process (GO): intracellular signal transduction; protein phosphorylation; microtubule cytoskeleton organization
Cellular component (GO): cytoplasm
Molecular function (GO): ATP binding; protein serine/threonine kinase activity; tau-protein kinase activity
Source: RefSeq, a predicted model, not a curated record